This is a messenger RNA of Acanthochromis polyacanthus (spiny chromis), 2168 nucleotides long. RefSeq lists its product as uncharacterized. The transcript has 8 exons. NCBI's taxonomy places the organism in Eukaryota, Metazoa, Chordata, Actinopteri, Pomacentridae. The record is from RefSeq and is a predicted model, not a curated record. Gene Ontology annotation, molecular function: oxidoreductase activity. Bases 157 to 1182 code for a protein of 341 amino acids.
CAGCAAGGAGCCCGCUGAUGGCUACGUCACUUCCGGUCAAAGUAGUUUUAUAAUAGUUGUGGAAAGUGUUUUGUAACUGAAGUGUUUUAUAUUCGGUUUGUUUCUUACAGAUUCUCCACUGAGGGUUUGAUUGGACUGCAGUAAAACGCGAACGGGAUGUCUGCGGUACCGAAAGUGAGUCUGUCCGGAGGUCUGGAGAUCUGCAGGGUGCUGAACGGGAUGUGGCAGGUAUCCGGGGCUCACGGAGCGGUGGACAGAACCAGAGCAGUCGAGGCCAUGCAGGAAUACAUAGACGCUGGUCUGACCUCGUUCGACAUGGCCGACAUUUACGGACCUGCAGAGGAAAUAUUCGGACAGUUCAACAGCAAGCUGAAAUCCUCUGGAGAUGCCGUUCCUUCUCUGCAGGGUCUGACCAAAUAUGUGCCGAGACCAGGACCGAUGGAGCGCAGAGUGGUGGAGAAAGCGUUGCAGCGCUCCAUGAGCAGGAUGCAGGUCGACACGCUGGACUGUGUUCAGUUCCACUGGUGGGAUUAUAAAGACAAGAGGUACCUGGAGGCGCUGGGACAUUUAUCGGACCUGCAGCAGGAAGGAGUCAUACGUGAACUGGCCCUCACUAACUUUGACACUCAGAGACUGGAGGAGAUCACCAACAAAGGAAUCCGCAUCUCCAGCAACCAGGUCCAGUACUCUCUGAUCGACCAGCGUCCUGCAGCCAGGAUGCAGCAGUUCUGUCUGGACAACGACAUCAAACUGCUGACCUACGGCACGCUGGCCGGUGGUUUCCUCUCUGAGCGUUAUCUGGGGAAGGCGGAGCCGACCUCCAGGGAGGAGAUCAACACGGCGUCCCUCUCCAAGUACAAGAACGUGAUCGACGCUUGGGGCGGCUGGACUCUCUUCCAGGACCUCCUCGUCGCCUUGGAGACCAUCGCCAGGAGACACGGCUGCUCGGUGGCCAGCGUGGCGACGCGUUACGUGCUCGACCGCCCCGCGGUAGGCGGAGUCAUCGUGGGCUGUCGGCUCGGCGUGGCCGGGGCGGGGCAACACAUCAGCGACAGCCUGAGGAGCUGCAGCCACGGCCUGGAGCUGACGGAGGAGGACCUCAACGCCAUCGAGGCGGUGACACGACGCUCCAGGAACCUGAUGGAGCUGAUCGGGGACUGUGGGGACGAGUACCGGAGCUGAGGGAGCGACUGAGUGGAUGUGACAGGAGGGGGAAUAAAACACACACAGCUCCACAGCUCAGACACACAAUACACACACAGACACCUCCACGGCUCAGACACACACACACACACACACACACACACACACACACACACACACACACACACACACACACACACACACACACACACACACACACACACAGCUCAGACACAGAAGGUCCAGCUGACGUCUGUCUUAUAAUUUAAUGUUAAAGUUGAAUCAGUCGACAUAAGAUAAAAAUAAUCUAUCCAAAGCUGCAGAUUAAAGGUUUGUCCGUUAGUUUUGUUGUUAAUAAAGAAGCUUUUCUUUUUCUUUCUCCCGUCACUCGUUUGGUGUCUGGUCGUGUAGAAUCCCUCCUGUAAGGAGAAGAGCACUUUAUUAGGACAAAUGUUCAUUUAGACUUUUGUUAUGAUUCAGAUGAACUGAUCCUUUAACCCCAUAGCACCACACGGUCUACCGUACACUGAUACUCAUUUGUGUGUGAGAAACGUGCCGUGAGGUGGAGUGGAAGGAAGUAGAGAACCCUGUAGACGACAAGAAAGAGGCACAAUACAGACACACAAACACACACUGAGCUCUCUGUUGGAUAAAACACAUUUUUACAGUAUAAGGGUCAGUCUAUGUCUGAGGGACUUCUGAAGUCCAUGGAAUAUGUCUGCAUACAUUUUUAUUAAAAGUAACAAAUAAAUAUUUUUAUGUUCAUUAUGAUCAUGUCUUUACAAAUUCCAUCAUUAUUUAUUAUGGAAACAUCCAUCCAUCCAUCCAUCCAUCCAUCCAUUCUCUAUACUCCGCUUUAUCCUCACUAGGGUCAUGGGGGGUGCUGGAGCCUAUUAUGGAAACAAUCACUUAUUAAUAAAAAAAUGACUGGAUAUCACUAAAAUAUCAACUAAAUAACGUCUGAAUUUAACACCAACCACCUUCUAAUGAGCUAAACUAUAAUAAAAUGAGCUGAUUCACAAAUA